AUGAAGGACCGAUUCCCGCCAAAACUAUGGCUUAGCCGGGCCCAUAUUCUGGGUGGUGUUGGACAGUGCAAUCGGGCUCAUGGGCCUGGAGGAGCCGAAAUUGGUUCUGGGUUACUGCAGCCUAACCAUGCAUUUCGAGCACAAGAAGCCCAAUCAAUUCUUCGAGCUAUGCCAUCCUUCGACUUGACUGGUCCACGAAGCGUGGACGGGAGGAGUUAG
Messenger RNA from Linum trigynum, 219 nucleotides. NCBI's taxonomy places the organism in Eukaryota, Viridiplantae, Streptophyta, Magnoliopsida, Malpighiales, Linaceae. The record is from the annotation of a GenBank genome assembly.